AUGGAAGAUGCAGUGGAAAGGAUGGAAGAUGCGGUGGAAAGGAUGGAAGAUGCAGUGGAAAGGAUGGAAGAUACAGUGGAAAGAAUGGAAGAUGCAGUGGAAAGAAUGGAAGAUGCGGUGGAAAGGAUGGAAGAUACAGUGGAAAGGAUGGAAGAUGCAGUGGAAAGAAUGGAAGAUGCAGUGGAAAGAAUGGAAGAUGCGGUGGAAAGGAUGGAAGAUGCAGUGGAAAGAAUGGAAGAUGCAGUUGAAAGGAUGGAAGAUGCAGUGGAAAGAAUGGAAGAUGCAGUGGAAAGGAUGGAAGAUGCAGUGGAAAGGAUGGAAGAUGCAGUGGAAAGGAUGGAAGAUGCGGUGGAAAGAAUGGAAGAUGCAGUGGAAAGAAUGGAAGAUGCAGUGGAAAGGAUGGAAGAUGCAGUGGAAAGGAUGGAAGAUGCAGUGGAAAGGAUGGAAGAUGAGGUGGAAAGGAUGGAAGAUGCAGUGGAAAGGAUGGAAGAUGCGGUGGAAAGAAUGGAAGAUGCAAUGGAAAGGAUGGAAGAUGCGGUGGAAAGGAUGGAAGAUGAGGUGGAAAGGAUGGAAGAUGCGGUGGAAAGGAUGGAAGAUGCGGUGGAAAGGAUGGAAGAUGAGGUGGAAAGGAUGGAAGAUGCGGUGGAAAGGAUGGAAGAUGCGGUGGAAAGGAUGGAAGAUGAGGUGGAAAGAAUGGAAGAUGCAGUGGAAAGGAUGGAAGAUGAGGUGGAAAGGAUGGAAGAUGAGGUGGAAAGGAUGGAAGAUGCAGUGGAAAGGAUGGAAGAUGAGGUGGAAAGGAUGGAAGAUGAGGUGGAAAGGAUGGAAGAUGCGGUGGAAAGGAUGGAAGAUGCGGUGGAAAGGAUGGAAGAUGAGGUGGAAAGGAUGGAAGAUGCGGUGGAAAGGAUGGAAGAUGCGGUGGAAAGGAUGGAAGAUGAGGUGGAAAGAAUGGAAAAUGCGGUGGAAAGGAUGGAAGAUGCAGUGGAAAGGAUGGAAGAUGCGGUGGAAAGGAUGGAAGAUGCGGUGGAAAGGAUGGAAGAUGAGGUGGAAAGAAUGGAAGAUGCGGUGGAAAGGAUGGAAGAUGCGGUGGAAAGGAUGGAAGAUGAGGUGGAAAGGAUGGAAGAUGAGGUGGAAAGAAUGGAAGAUGUGGUGGAAAGGAUGGAAGAUGCGGUGGAAAGGAUGGAAGAUGCAGUGGAAAGGAUGGAAAAUGCGGUGGAAAGGAUGGAAGAUGCAGUGGAAAGGAUGGAAGAUGCGGUGGAAAGGAUGGAAGAUGCGGUGGAAAGGAUGGAAGAUGCGGUGGAAAGGAUGGAAGAUGAGGUGGAAAGAAUGGAAGAUGCGGUGGAAAGGAUGGAAGAUGCGGUGGAAAGGAUGGAAGAUGAGGUGGAAAGGAUGGAAGAUGAGGUGGAAAGAAUGGAAGAUGUGGUGGAAAGGAUGGAAGAUGCGGUGGAAAGGAUGGAAGAUGCGGUGGAAAGGAUGGAAGAUGCGGUGGAAAGGAUGGAAGAUGAGGUGGAAAGAAUGGAAGAUGCGGUGGAAAGGAUGGAAGAUGCAGUGGAAAGGAUGGAAGAUGUGGUUUGA
Melanotaenia boesemani (Boeseman's rainbowfish) is the source of this 1572-nucleotide messenger RNA. Its product is annotated as tropomyosin-like. The coding region runs from base 1 to 1572 and encodes 523 amino acids. The record is from RefSeq and is a predicted model, not a curated record. Lineage: Eukaryota; Metazoa; Chordata; Actinopteri; Atheriniformes; Melanotaeniidae. Gene Ontology annotation, cellular component: membrane. The transcript has a single exon. Gene Ontology annotation, biological process: signal transduction.